Messenger RNA from Ipomoea triloba (trilobed morning glory), 1662 nucleotides. RefSeq lists its product as uncharacterized. The transcript has 2 exons. Bases 1 to 1662 code for a protein of 553 amino acids. NCBI's taxonomy places the organism in Eukaryota, Viridiplantae, Streptophyta, Magnoliopsida, Solanales, Convolvulaceae. The record is from RefSeq and is a predicted model, not a curated record.
AUGUCUACUGUUGUUAACUCUGAUAUUGUGCAUCUGCCUGCUGCUUUACCCUCUGUUUUACCUGCUUCUGUGCUAUCUGCUGAUUCGGUAGUGGCCACUGGCUCUGUUUCUGUCUUUGUUCCAGUAUGCUCUGUUUCUGGCUCUGCUUCUGACUCUGCUUUAGGAAGGUCUAGGCCCGAGCAAGUCACAAUUCCUGAUGCUUAUAUGAUUAAUAUACGUGAUAUUGCAUUAUAUGUUGACUUGCCUGCUCCAUUCCGUGUCUCAAAAUCUGAUGAAUAUGUUCCGGUCACUGUUUCUACAUGUCCUUUACCUGUGUCUGAGUCAGUCACUGUUCCAGCUUCAUCUGGUUCAGUUCCAUUAUCUGCCAGCACUACCGAAUUACUAUCUAAUUUAAUUUCAAAAUUGCCUGUACCUUGCUCUGCUAUGCCUGUGUCUGUGCCUCUUAUACAGGUCCCUCUUGAACAAUCAACUCAAAAAGCCAAAAAGAAAGCUUCUGGAAAAAGGAAACUUGAUGAUACAAGUGAUGUGAUCAUUGUUGGUGAAAAGAGGAAAGGAAAGAAGGCUAUGACUACUCCUUCUCCAAGAAUGACUCGAUCCAAGUCUGCCUUUGGAUCUGUUGAUGCUACUGCCUCUAAGGAGAUUGAUGAAGAUGAUAUUAUGCGCAACUGCAAUAUCAUUCCUUUGUUGAAAGAUCAAGAUCUGCUUCAAACUGUCCAGAAUGUGGGUCCCUGUUCUGAAUGGUUAACUGCUGAGUUCUACUCCAAUCUAUCCAGUGAUUCCACAUCUCAAGAGUCUACUCUGUUUCACAAGGCAUAUGUUCGUGGAAGAUGGUAUGAUUUUAGUCCAGAAAUCAUCAACAAGUUCUACAAUCGGGCUGCUAUAUCUGAAAGGUGCAAUCCAGGCUUAGACACUCUUGCUGCUGCAUUGACACACAACAAGCUCACUGCCUGGCCUAAGGGGAAUUUAUCUACUCAACAGCUGACUACCGUAUACUCUGUUCUUUUUCGGCUAGCCAAUAGCAACUGGCUUCCUACGGUCUCCACGAGUACGGUUUCAUCAAAGAUGGUUCUCUUGCUCUACAAAGUUCGUAGCAUGGUCAAGUUUGAUCUUGGUGAUCUUAUCUACAAUCACAUCAUGGAUUUUGUUCUUAAGAAGAAGGAGUCAAAAAUUCAUCUUCCCUUUCCGAAUUUGAUUUUUGGGUUACUCAAAGCUCAAGGGUUUACUCCUUACAAGAAUGAGCCGUUGUUGGAAAUUCCAAGCCAGUACACUGUUGAUUCACGGCUCUGUUUGAAAAAUCAUCAUGAUGAUCGUCCACAGCUUGGAACAGUCCCUAUUCUAGUACUCAGUCCAGUCCGUGCUGCUGCGCAUUCUGGCUCAUCCUCUAUUCCUCUGUCCAGGGCUACUUCAGUGCUUGACACAGUUGCCAUUCCUAUGCUUCAAGCUCGUGUUCAAGCUUCCCAAUCCACUCUUAUGUACAUUAAGAAUGCUAUUGCAUCUCUUCAGACUGCUGCUGCUAAUCUUGAGAAAUCUCAUCUUGCUGACAUGCGUGAACUCACCCGGUUGGAGCUUCUUCAAGCCUCACGUCAAGCUGCUCAAGACCAAGGUCCUGCUCAAGAAGUGUCGAGUUCGGGUGAUGAUGAAGAUGAGUUUGAUUCUGUUUAG